This is a messenger RNA of Capsicum annuum, 854 nucleotides long. RefSeq lists its product as uncharacterized. NCBI's taxonomy places the organism in Eukaryota, Viridiplantae, Streptophyta, Magnoliopsida, Solanales, Solanaceae. The coding region runs from base 53 to 598 and encodes 181 amino acids. The record is from RefSeq and is a predicted model, not a curated record. The transcript is spliced from 4 exons.
AAUUUGGGGAUUUAGGGUUAGAGGUAAAUUUGGGAUCGGUCAGUCAAUUGAAAUGGCGGAUAAAGGGAAGCGGAAACUUGAAGAGGAAACUGGUGUGAAUACAGAGAGCAAUGUGGUAGAUGAGUAUGAUUCUGAUCAUGAAAUGUAUGUCGGAAAAAGCAGGAUGAGCCGAGAAAAUCGGAACGCGUAUUGGAGGCAGGUGGAUGAGAGCGAGGGUUUUGAUAUCACCCUGGAUUUGGAUUUGGGUGCUCGUAUUGUGGCUCCAAUUGUUCCAAUACGACAUAACAAGAACGGCCCAACAUACAGUGAGAUUUCCCGCUUAGCGAUUGCUACUUACAAUUCAGAGAAUAAUACAAGAUACGAGUUUGUCGAAAAUCUGUCUGUGACCGCAUCACUUGCUGCUGGAUAUUGGUGUCGUAACACAUUUCUAGCCAGGGAUUCUGACGCUCCCAACAACGUAAAGACCUUUCAAGGAUUGGGGUUCUGGGGAAUUUCUGGAGAAAGAAAAAUUCAAUUUUGCAGGCUUAAGAAAACAUCCAGUGGUCAAGGUGAUGAGUGCCCUCCCGAUUCCAAUGUUGACGAGAAAGCUGCACAGUGAGCUUGUCAUCUCUUUAAGCUCGUGUUGGUCUUCUACUAUGGUAGUUUUUAUUAAAAAUGUAGCGUCAUUUACUUGUGUAUUUAUUAAGAGAUGGUAAAAAGUGUUGUGAUGUGUCUUCUAUUCUCGUAGUUAUUUUAUUAACGAAGUAGGCUUAUUUGUGUUGUUACUAAGACAAGGAAAAAGGUGUUUUGAUGUCGUCGUGAUUCUGGUGAUGUUUGAUGAUGAAGUUUUUAUCGGAGUAACUUGUUUGUGUGAA